GCAAAUAAUUACUUAUAUAUAAUGUACCAUGAUGAUGAUGUACAUUACAAGAAGAUGCAUUUAUCAAACUCCGCCCUCCGGAAAAAAAUACCGCCUCUCGACAUGCGCCUUCGUAGUUACAACCCUCUUUCUCACUUGUGAUCGGUGGCAUCUAUUUGGGGUAGUAAGCAUCUAAUUCAAAUUUAUCCUUCUUCAUGUUUGGAUUCUUUGGUGAAGUGCGGGAAUUUUUAUCUUUAAUAUUAAAUCUUGUAGAAUUUUUAACUAAUUAAAAGAAAUUUAAAAAAUUUAAAAUCGUCUUAAUUAAAAGAAAAUUUGCAAAAAGAGUUUGUAAUGUCUGGUAAGAGUCAAACAUAAUUGAAUAAAUAAUUUUUUCCAGUUUGUUAGAAUUAAAUUUUUUGAACGAAUUGCCUAAAUUGUUAGAAUAUCAAUUAACAUGAGUUUCGUUCUUUAUUGAAAUAUAAAUAUAUUUUUAAGUAAAUUGUGAUUUAUGUUUCGUAAUUUUAUUAUUAAAUAAAACAAUGUGCAACAUAGUGCAAGAAACGCCUUUAGAUUUGAGCUGUCGAAGUUCUGAAAGGAAAAUAAAUUUGUUAAAUUCAUCGAAGUUUCAAAAAUUUUGUUUAUCUUGUCAAACGUGUGGCAAAAACUUUGACAGACCGUCUUUGCUCAAAAGGCAUCUACGAACGCAUACAGGUGAAAAACCACAUGGUUGCAUUGUGUGUGGAAAAAUGUUCAGUACAAGUAGCUCGUUGAAUACACACGUCAGAAUACAUACGGGAGAACGACCACACGAAUGUCUCAUUUGCGGGAAACGUUUCACAGCUUCGUCGAAUUUAUAUUAUCAUCAAAUGACUCAUUAUAAGGUUUUUUAUUAAAAUGCUAUUUUAAAGUUGUUAAUA
Apis florea (little honeybee) is the source of this 896-nucleotide messenger RNA. RefSeq lists its product as uncharacterized. NCBI's taxonomy places the organism in Eukaryota, Metazoa, Arthropoda, Insecta, Hymenoptera, Apidae. The record is from RefSeq and is a predicted model, not a curated record. Gene Ontology annotation, cellular component: nucleus. Gene Ontology annotation, biological process: regulation of transcription by RNA polymerase II; embryo development. Gene Ontology annotation, molecular function: DNA-binding transcription factor activity, RNA polymerase II-specific; RNA polymerase II transcription regulatory region sequence-specific DNA binding.